Messenger RNA from Magnusiomyces paraingens, 2967 nucleotides. RefSeq lists its product as uncharacterized. Gene Ontology annotation, molecular function: DNA-binding transcription factor activity, RNA polymerase II-specific; transcription cis-regulatory region binding; zinc ion binding. Gene Ontology annotation, cellular component: nucleus. The coding region runs from base 1 to 2967 and encodes 988 amino acids. The transcript has 4 exons. Gene Ontology annotation, biological process: positive regulation of transcription by RNA polymerase II. NCBI's taxonomy places the organism in Eukaryota, Fungi, Ascomycota, Dipodascomycetes, Dipodascales, Dipodascaceae. The record is from RefSeq and is a predicted model, not a curated record.
AUGCCUAGACGUAAGGUUGAAGGAAAAGUUAUCAAAAGACGUAGUAGAAAUGGCUGCCAUAAUUGCAAAAGAUUAAAAAUAAAGUGCGAUGAAGCCAAACCUACUUGCAAAAAUUGUACCAAGACCAAUACCACCUGUGACUAUUCCAUCAAACUAUCCUGGGGUGGUCGACCUUACAAGAAACCUCGCGUUGACACAUCCGACCAGUAUACCGCAUUGGUGUCCGGUCAGAAGGCUGCCAUCAAGUUAGCAGAUCAAGAUGACAUUGACGAUAUGAUAUUUUCCGGGUUUGGGGACACCUCUAUGCCAGCAUCUAUCAGAAACAUCUCCCAAGUUUUUAAACCUUCUCCUUUUCAGCAACCAGUCACUAUUGAGUCAUUCAUAAUGGAGAAACCCGACAUUUUUUACACAACUACAAAAAUCGACGAAAUUGAUGCACUUAGCACCCCUCCUUCUUCUCGACGUGGUUCCCGUGAAACUGAAUUUGUUUCUGCUAAUGACAAUAAAUUGUUUACUGAUAAUGAAAAGCAGAAAUCUUCUGAACCUUCAACGGUAUCUAACUCGGAGGUUCCUUCUGCAGUCACUUCUCCCAAACCAGACAACUUGUUGGACCUGGUGUCUAAUAUUAAUGACUCUGGUUCAGCUGUCAAUGUUGAAAAUGCCGCACCAACAGAAAUUACAAACAAUAAUAUGCUUUUUGAUAAUUUGACUGCUACCCCUCAUCCACUAUCCUUCACCAACUUAAGCGACCUGAACUUUUCUUUUGAUUUAAAGAAUAGCCGCCCAGAUUCAGGUGACAACCUUAACAUUCAAGCUACCGGUCAAUCUUUUACUGUUUCCUUAACAGAUGAUAAGCAACUUACAAUCAGUUCUCCUCUUGACCUUAAGGAAUUCGAUCUUUCCACUAUUGACGAUUUUGAAACAGACCUUGCUGCUCUGCAGUCUACCAAUUUUGAAUAUUCUUCUCUCAUUCAAUUACCACUUCGUGAUUCUGGCUACUCAAACACUCCUUCGUCUACAGAGGAGUCUCCUGCCAACUACGAUUCACCUGAACUCAAUCCUUAUUCUGACAAUCAUUAUGACACUAUUCCCCGCUCAUUGGAACCACUUCCCGAUUUACUGCUGGCAGUCCCUACUUAUCGAGAUCUCUUCCAUCAUUAUGUUUAUGUGACAGCAGAUAUACUUGUCCCUGCACCCAUCAUCUAUCCACAAAACCCCUUCAAGACUAUCUUACCAGCCAUGGCUCUUCAAACCCCUCAUCUUUUGGCUUUACUGUUGGCCUUUUCUGCACACCACCGUGCACGUUUCUUACGAAUGGAAAUACCCAAGCAAGUUAUCUCUAGACUUUUGGCACGCGUGUUUCAAGGUUUCAUCAGAUGUCUGGAAAAUGAAACUGAAGCUAAAAGUGAUACUACUCUGACAACAGCCAUUCUGCUAACAUCAUUUGAAAUCUUAACGUCUGGUGGUCGUAACUCCUGGAAGACACAUAUGCAUGGUGCUCGCGAUAUUGUGAUUGCUAGAGAUUUUGCUCAAUCUCUUAUGGAAAAGAGCUACUUUUCCUUUGACUUUACCAAAUCUUCGAGUUCUGGUACAAAUUCCUCAACUCCUCAACAUUCUUUCCCAAGCACUAGUCCCAAAUUAUCACUUAAUGAAACCAUUUCAAGCAACGUUAUUGGUCCUAAACCCCUUGGUGUAUUAAGAUCAGAUAUUGACGAAACUAAUGUUUCUUUCUUCUUGGUCCGAUGGUUCGCUUAUCUUGAUGUUAUUGGCUCUUUGUCAUCCUUCAAAGCCUCGGCAUUUCUUACGACUAGUGAAGACAUGGCCCAGCUUUGGGGAUUACAUGACUGGCAUAUUGCAAGAAUUAAGCAACGUUCUCUUGAGGAAAUUCAACACUCGCGGUCAUUACCACCUACUCAACCUCAAACUCCAGAAGCUAUCCAGUCUGAUGGUGAGAUUUUGGAUGUUAGUGCACGUCAUUAUGGUAUAAAAGUAGAUUUCCUUUUGGGUAUUGAUCUUGAUGUACUACCUCUCUUCUCCAAAAUCAGUUCCUUAGUACGUCAGAGACAGCGGUUAACUGAAAGCUUGAAGAUGUUUCUCAGUAACAAUCCUAAUGCAACUGAAGAGAACUCAGAGUACAUUAGGGUUUGGAAGAAUGAUGAUCAGAGUCUAAAAUCAGAAGCCUUAGAACUUUCUGAUAUUCUCUUGUCAUUAUGUGAAGCAUAUGAACUUCGACGUAAACAAUACAUUACCAAUGCUAUUGGAAUAAUGGAACGCAAACGCCGCGACUCAAACUCAUCUUCACCAUCUUCAAACUCAAGCUCACCAACAAACAACAAGGACUCACCUAUUACUAAUAACAAUUACCCCACCAACGCUGAUGCAUUUGAUUAUACUUCCAUAUUUGGGAAUACCGUUCCUAAACAGGUUGAAACUUCAGUAUCAGCGACAGUUCAAAACAAUUCACUGCUAAAUAAUCCGAAUGAGUUUGUUUUUUCUGCUGAAAGUUUGGAAAAGCUUAAUAUUGCAUUAAAAAAGACUGAGGAUGUUAUGCCAGCAGUGUCGCAGCUUCCGGCAUCAGUUCAGGCACACUCGCAGUUAUCUAUUAUGAAUACCACUUUCUGUUAUGCUGCCAUUCUUCAUUUGUACCGUCGUGUGAUGAAUCUUCCUUCGUAUUCGCCAAUGGUUCAGAAUAUCGUUAAACACAACACCAAGCUGCUGACUCGUCAUAUACCUCUUGGUUCCCCUGUUGAAGCUUGCAUGAGUUUCCCUGUUUUCACCAUUGCUUGCGAAGUAUUGGAGCAUGACCAAGAAACUCGGAAAAAAUACUGGCUGCGGCUCAAGGGAAUGGACCGGUUUGGUGUUGAGCAAACAUCAGUUGCACGUAAAAUGGUUGAACGAUGCUGGAAAGAAAAGCGAGAUUGGCCUGAUGUGAUGCAAGAGAUUGGCUGGGAUAUUGCGCUAACUUAA